Molecule: messenger RNA, 2273 nt
Organism: Portunus trituberculatus (swimming crab)
Lineage: Eukaryota; Metazoa; Arthropoda; Malacostraca; Decapoda; Portunidae
Exons: 12
Coding region: 256-1629 (457 amino acids)
Source: RefSeq, a predicted model, not a curated record
UUGUGCUGAUACCGUCCCAGAGAAAGGUGUCGCCCUUAUAGCUCCACGGAUUACAUGAUUAAUAUGUCAUAGCGACUGUGGAUUGCGUAGUGUAGUGAUAAAAGAUUUCAUCUGUGUUGCACCACACUCCGUGUUGCUGCGGAGCUGCCAGACAGCCUCCCCUUAACAACCCUUGCAACCAACACUACGGAUGAAAGACCCUUAAGGAAACCUCGUGUUCGCAGCACAGCCUUCCUUGUAACUUCAGCAGUGAAAAUGAAUCCAUUUUCUGUUUUAAUUCUGCUUUUGGAGGUCCACACUGCCUUCCUAGUCACACAGAGUACAGAUAUCCAUGUUGAGUUUCUGGGCAAUGGGAGUCCAACUGUAAAGAUCACUGCCAAUCGAGGUUGCGAAAACAUCACUAAAGAUCGCUUUAUUGUGAGAUUUUACCCAUGUUCCAAUACUGACGAAGUGUUGAUGUCAAUGAGUGCGAGAGGUGUUUGUAAGAAAGAAGGUAGCAAGAUAUGCCUUUACUCAAACUUGAAAAAAAAACGGUGCGUUUUUCUAAAGGUACGCAUAAACAAUAUCUGGAGGAGCUCUCUACACCUCAACCUUGAAAACGUAACAUUUUAUAAUGAGGCAAGCGUUAUAAUCCAUCCAUGGAAACAUCAAGGUGACACAUCGACGCUGACUCUCAAUCAGAUAAAAAGUGCUUCAUCCUACAAACUCAAGCUUACCCCCAAGAGGUCUUCAGAGGUGUCUGCUGACACUUCCAGCGACUGUUCAACUGUUAUCCUCAAUGGUGAAGAGGACCGCCCAAACAACAUAAGUUUUACCGCAGACUGGUCCCAAAAUCUCAACAAGGCAUGUAAAUAUGAUACAGAGUUAGUUCUACAAGACUAUUGCAAGAAUUCCCUUUACACCAAAAAUCUGUUUGAAAAUCAAGAUGAUUUACUUUUUUGGAAGCCUAGUCCUGGAAAGAAAGUGACAGAUAACACAGUCGCAACAAACACCUGGAUGAUUUUGGCCAUGGCUGCGGUGUUCUUCGUGGUUUUAGUCAUCAUUUUGAUCGUUUAUCUCCUUCACCUAAAGAGGAUGCAACAACGAAGCCCAUCACAAGAUGGUAGCGCAAUCCAGAUUGAUAAAGGUAGUAUCCUCACCAACUCCCCGCCCACGGUUUUGCUGGUAUACUCCCCAUGCCUCCACCAGGAAAUGUCUGUGCUAUCCACCAAAUUACAAAACAAGACAAUGCUUAAGAUUGAGGACCUUUACAGCGUAGGAGACCAGGAUAAGAUUAAUGACCCUACAGUUUGGCUCACCCGACGCCUCAUGGACAUCAACAUCCGAAUGGUACUGGCCGUCUCCACUUUUCCCACCCCUUCAACACAAAAUAACUGUUCUGAGGAGAAAGAGCAAGGAGGAGUCUACCACUUUCUCCUAGACAUAUUUUUUCAUCAUCUGCAGUCGUCCAAACUUGCCCAUGAUUACUCACGUCUUCAUUAUGUCAGACUGGAGAACCAAAUAGAGCAAAACCUGUGUAACGUGACGCCUGGCCGCCUGUACCUCCUCCCUGCUCACUUCAAUCACCUAGUGAGAAACCUCACCCUGCCUGCAUCCAUGUUCUCCAAUAAAGUCUUUUCUGACAUGUAAGGAAUAACAUCUUUUAGCGACUUGGCUUGAUCCACCAGAUCGAUGACACUGCAUGAAAUAACAACGAUUUUGUAAAUCUUGAUCUCUCUCUUAUGCUGUUUAUUCACGAUUGUCCUAAAAAAAAGCAUGGAUUUAUUUCGUGGCUAGCAUACUUACCAUAGUGGUUGUAUUAGCUCAAUAUUCUUUAAUUGAGAAUAGCAUCAAGAAACUUAGUCUGACUUUUUGGUCUGAUCCAGAGAAGUCUACUCAUGUUUAUAAUAGAGCAGUUGAUUUUACCAUUAGUUUUUUUUUCUGUUGAUUUCGUUUGUUUUGGUCAUAUUGCUAUUAAAUUUUGCUUAUAUCUUUUGUAUUUAGUUUAUUAUAGAAUAAAAUAACAAAGUUAAAUUUCUGCCUUAUUGAUUUUAAUAAUGAUUAUGGUAUAUUAGCGUUCUUUAUAAAGAAUACGGGAUUUAUAUUUGAUAUGCAUUGCUAAAUAAUAAAUAAAGAGUACAUAUAAUUUUCUCCCUGAAUAACAAAUGGUAUAUAAUAAAAAAAAAAAUUUAAUCUGUGGGAUCCAUAUAUAAGAAAGAAUGACAAUACAAUUGAUUAAUUUAUGAUAAAAUUAUAAAUGAAUAAAAUUACAAUUGAUCUGAAUAUGCCUAGCA